CCUGUCUUUGCUAAUAAAGUUUUGAAUCCAAGAUGGCGCUGCGGACGGCUCGCUCAGCCCGGGCGGUUCUCCCGCGGCUCCUCGUGAAGGGUUUCUGCUCCAGAAAGCCGCGGGAGUUUCUGCCGGACCUCUGCCGCCGGGGUGUGUCUGCAGCGGCGGCGGGCAGCUGUGGCGUUGGCGCCGGCUUCAGCGGGCCUCUGGAUCAUUACAGCUCUCUGAUCCGGGACGGGGUUCUGCGGGACGACCAGCACCAGCGAGCCGUGCUGCAGAAGCUGGAGCAGCUGCAGCGGCGCCUGAGAGGAUACAGCAACGCGCCGGCGUCCGUCCUCGCCAGGUUCUUCACCAGACCAAAGACCCCCAAAGGUUUCUACAUCUACGGAGACGUCGGAACGGGAAAGACGAUGGUGAUGGACAUGUUCUUCUCGUACGUUGAGACUGAGAAGAAGAAGAGGGUUCACUUUCACGGGUUCAUGCUGGACGUGCACAAAAGGAUCCAUCGGCUCAAACAGAGUCUACCCAAAAGGAAAGUGGGGAAAAUGGCCAAAGCGUACGACCCCAUCGCUCCGGUGGCGGAGGAGAUCAGCGAGGAGGCGUGUCUGCUGUGCUUCGACGAGUUCCAGGUCACGGACAUCGCCGACGCCAUGAUCCUCAAGCAGCUGUUUGAGCGUCUGUUCCUGAACGGGGUGGUUGUCGUGGCGACCUCCAACCGGCCUCCUGAAGACUUGUACAAAAACGGACUGCAGAGAGUCAACUUUGUGCCUUUUAUCGCUGUCUUGAAGGAAUACUGUCAGACUCUGCGGCUGGAUUCUGGAGUGGACUACCGCAGACAGGGCAGACCGUCUGCGGGAAAACUCUACUUUCUCUCCAGUGAAGCUGGUGUGGAGGCCACGCUGGACCGGAUGUUUGAUGAGCUGGCUUUCCGACAGAAUGACAUAACGCGCCCGCGGGUUCUCACCAUCAACAACAGGAAGGUGGUUCUGAGCAAAGCCUGCGGGACGGUGGCGGACUGCAGCUUCCAGGAGCUCUGCGACCGCCCUUUAGGAGCCAGCGACUACCUGGAGAUGUCCCGCCUCUUCGAUACUGUUUUCAUCCGCCACAUUCCUCAGCUGAACCUGAACCGGAAGACGCAGGCGCGGCGGCUGAUCACGCUAGUGGACGCGCUCUACGAGCAGAAGGUGCGCGUGGUGCUUCUGGCUGAUCAUCCGCUGGAGGAGCUGUUUGUCCACGAUGAGGACCACGGUCACGACGACAGCCACGCCCUGAUGGACGACCUGGGCCUGAAGCGGGAAGAAGCCCGAACGCUGUCCAUCUUCAGCGGCGAGGAGGAGCGGUUCGCCUUCCAGAGGACGGUCUCCAGACUCACGGAGAUGCAGUCAGAGGAGUACUGGCUGGAAGGAGACCGGAGCUCCAGGACCGUCUGACCAGAGGAGCUCCUGAGAACGCGGCGGCUCCGGCGGCGGCUCCGGCGGCGGCUCCGGCGGCGGCGGCUCCAGCGGCGGCCUACUACCAGGACUUUGCACUUUAUGCGUCAGUGGAAAUCUGGGAUUUCAUAAGCUGCUGGACCACGUUCAGAACAGAACCCAGAAUUGGAUCAGAACCACGAACAGAACCAGCAGAAUUCAGUUUGAACAGAACUCAGUCUAAAAUGUUGAUCUAAAAGGCUUUGGUCUGUUUUUACUCACAACUUUCAAACUGAUGAAUCUCAGAGCGUUGCAUUGUGGGAAAUGGUUCCUUGGGAGCAGAAGAACCUGGAUCUUUAGUUCAGGUUGUUUGUCCAUUGCCUCAGAAAGACGAGGUUUCGAUCCGGAGACUCCAACAGCUUCUGAAGAACCGAAGGAGCCAGGGGGCGGGGCUUAACUCUGAGGGAAAAUCUGAUUGGUACAAAAAGCAAAAGCAAGAAGCAUGGGAGAGAGUUAGUGACCUAGUGGUGGAGUGUCUGCCCUGAAGCAGGAGUCCAAACCCCAAACUCUAAACAUGAAGAAAGAAGGCCAGAACCGGUCCUGAUUUCGGUUCACGUUUUGCUGAGUCAUCACUCCUUAUUUAAAUUCAGUUCAGAAUUUCAGCAAAAUCAAAACCAUGAAGCUUAAAAAUGAAAGAAAUUCAAUAAAAAAAAUGCUGAAAAGAU
Molecule: messenger RNA, 2125 nt
Organism: Oryzias melastigma (Indian medaka)
Lineage: Eukaryota; Metazoa; Chordata; Actinopteri; Beloniformes; Adrianichthyidae
Gene: afg1la
Product: AFG1 like ATPase a
Exons: 13
Coding region: 33-1421 (462 amino acids)
Cellular component (GO): mitochondrion; cytoplasm
Molecular function (GO): ATP binding; ATP hydrolysis activity
Source: RefSeq, a predicted model, not a curated record